Messenger RNA from Mesocricetus auratus (golden hamster), 3578 nucleotides. RefSeq names its product serine protease 12 (gene Prss12). Lineage: Eukaryota; Metazoa; Chordata; Mammalia; Rodentia; Cricetidae. The record is from RefSeq and is a predicted model, not a curated record. The transcript has 11 exons. Gene Ontology annotation, molecular function: serine-type endopeptidase activity. Gene Ontology annotation, cellular component: dendrite; terminal bouton; synaptic cleft. Bases 301 to 2592 code for a protein of 763 amino acids. Gene Ontology annotation, biological process: proteolysis.
AGACCGUCCCCCGCGUUGGCACCAAGAGCCCACGGAGUUCCGUGCCCGGCUCUGAGCCUGGGACUGACAGCCGAGGGCAGGGUGGAGGUCGGGCUCCGGGUAAGAGUGCUCCUAGUGCUCUUAGCCUUUACUCCCAGGGCCGACCAUUCGGGUCCCGUGUGAUCCUCCAGCCGCCCCCGGGGCCGGGACGGCAGGGCGGCGGCGCGAGCGUGGGAGGGGGCUCUAGGACUCUGCCGGCCCCGCCCCGCCCCCUCCGCGGGGACCCGGAGCCUAGCAUGGACCACACUCGGCGCCACAGCCAUGGCGCUCGCCUGCUGCGUGCUGGCUGUGAUUUUAGGGGCAAUGCCCACAGUGGCCGGAGCUGAUCCGGCCUUGCGCUCGCCCCUGCACCGCCCGCAUAUGUCCUCGUCCUCACCGCGUCCCCAACACGCGCACUCUCUUCCCAGCCCGUGGCGGCCACCGAGGACCCCGCGCUUCCCGCUCCCGCCGCGGGUACCGGCUGCCCAGCGCCCUCAGGUCCUCACCGCCCGGCACACUCCCCCGAGGCUCCCACGAGGCUGCGGGGCAGGAGAGCUAUGGGGCAAUACCACCGACCUCGGUGUCCGGUGCCUCCACUGGGCAGAGGUGCCGCCCUUCUUGGAGCGGUCGCCCCCGGCUAGCUGGGCUGAGCUGCGAGGGCAGCCACACAACUUCUGCCGGAGCCCCGACGGCGUGGGCAGACCUUGGUGUUUCUAUCGGGAUGCCCAAGGCAAAGUGGACUGGGGCUACUGCGAUUGUAGUCAAGGCCCAGUGUUGCCUGCCAUUCGCCUUGCUGGUGGGAAUAGCGGGCAUGAAGGUCGCGUGGAACUGUACCAUGCUGGCCAGUGGGGGACCAUCUGUGAUGACCAAUGGGAUGAUGCAGACGCAGAAGUCAUCUGCAGGCAGCUGGGUCUCAGUGGCGUUGCCAAAGCAUGGCGUCACGCACAUUUUGGGGAAGGAUCUGGCCCAAUCUUGUUGGAUGAAGUACGCUGCACUGGCAAUGAGCUGUCAAUUGAGCAGUGUCCAAAGAGCUCGUGGGGAGAGCAUGACUGUGGUCAUAAAGAAGAUGCUGGAGUGUCUUGUGUCCCUCUGACAGAUGGGGUCAUCAGACUUGCAGGAGGGAAAAGCAGUCAUGAAGGUCGCCUGGAGGUAUACUAUAGGGGAAAGUGGGGGACAGUCUGUGAUGACGCCUGGACUGAGAUGAACACAUUUGUGGCUUGCCGACUGCUGGGAUUUAAAUACGGCAAACAGUCCUCUGUAAGCCAUUUUGAAGGCAGCAAUGGGCCCAUAUGGCUGGAUGAAGUCAGCUGCUCAGGGAAAGAAGCCAGCUUCAUUCAGUGUUCCAGGAGCCAGUGGGGAAGGCAUGACUGCAGCCACAGGGAAGAUGUGGGCCUCACCUGCUACCCUGACAGUGAUGGACACAGGCUUUCUCCAGGUUUUCCUAUCAGACUAAUGGAUGGAGAAAAUAAGAAGGAAGGCCGAGUGGAGGUGUUUGUCAACGGCCAGUGGGGAACAAUUUGCGAUGAUGGAUGGACUGAUAAAGAUGCAGCUGUGAUCUGCCGGCAGCUUGGCUAUAAGGGUGCUGCCAGAGCAAGGACCAUGGCUUAUUUUGGGGAAGGAAAGGGACCCAUCCACAUGGACAAUGUGAAGUGCACAGGAAAUGAAAAGUCCUUGGCUGACUGUGUCAAACAAGAUAUCGGAAGGCACAACUGCCGCCACAGUGAAGACGCAGGAGUCAUCUGUGACUAUUAUGAGAAGAAAGCAUCGAGUAAUAGUCAUAAAGAGAUGUUCUCUUCUGGAUGUGGACUGAGAUUAUUGCAUCGUCGACAGAAACGGAUCAUUGGUGGGAACAAUUCUUUAAGGGGUGCUUGGCCUUGGCAGGCUUCCCUUCGGCUGAAGUCGUCCCAUGGAGAUGGCAGGCUGCUGUGCGGAGCAACCCUUCUGAGUAGCUGCUGGGUCCUGACAGCGGCUCACUGUUUCAAAAGGUAUGGUAACAACACAAGGAGCUAUGCAGUUCGAGUUGGGGAUUAUCAUACUCUGGUACCAGAGGAGUUUGAAGAAGAAAUAGGGGUUCAACAGAUAGUGAUUCAUAGGAACUACCGGCCAGACAGCAGUGACUAUGACAUCGCCCUGGUUAGAUUACAAGGACCACGGGAGCAAUGUGCCAGACUAAGCACCCAUGUUUUGCCAGCCUGUUUACCUCUGUGGAAAGAAAGGCCACAGAAAACAGCUUCCAAUUGCCACAUAACAGGAUGGGGAGACACAGGACGUGCUUACUCAAGAACUCUACAACAAGCAGCGGUGCCUUUACUACCCAAGAGGUUUUGUAAAGAGCGUUACAAAGGACUAUUUACAGGGAGAAUGCUCUGUGCUGGAAACCUCCAAGAAAACAACCGUGUAGACAGCUGCCAGGGAGACAGCGGAGGACCACUUAUGUGUGAAAGACCCGAUGAAACCUGGGUUGUAUAUGGGGUGACUUCCUGGGGGUAUGGCUGUGGAAUCAAAGAUACCCCAGGUGUUUAUACUAAAGUCCCUGCCUUUGUACCUUGGAUAAAAAGCAUCACUGGACUGUAAUUUAUGGAAAGCGCAAGGAAUAGUAAAGAAACUCAUAGGAGUAUUCAGUCUCCAUAUUUGGCAUCAAGCCAGGAAAGACAACUGAGAUCUCUCAACCAGCUUGGGACACAGCGUAACACUCAUUCUUGCCUAUUGCAAUCUAAGUUUGGAUUUAUGAGGUGCCCAACUUUGACCUACUAUUUGAAACCAGAUUUUACUAAGACUGGCAUUUCAUACUAACCACCUUAGCGUUUGUUAAAUGACAUCAGAAAGGGACAAUCUUGUAAGCUGGCAGAGAUCAAGUCAUCUACUUAAUUUACUCUCAAAUACUUUAGUAUCAAACAAGCUCUAAGCACGUUUUUAGCCACCUAUAAGCUAUUACCAAAAUUACUUCCCCAGAACACAGCAGGCAACUAUCAAAUUUGAAUUGUACUGUUUUGAACCAUUAAGAAAGCCAUUUACUAGGCCUUUCCAAGAAGCCUACAGGUUUCAAGACAUAAUCCAUUUUAUACUAGGGAAAAAAUACAUACACUGCAAAGAUCUGAGAUGACUGAUUGAUCCCAAGUCUUGAUAAGGCACAUUAGUGUUGCCAGAACCUUCUGAGUACAUUGCCAAAAUGGUGCUGUAUUCACUUUAGGGGCGUGAAGCUUUAACACCUUUCUAAACCCCCAUCCUUACAAAAAGGCUCAGGGAGGUCAAUACAACCAUCUUCCUGUAAAGGUAGUUAUCCAUUGGCUGCCUGUAAUUGGGUUACACCUUACAAAGGCCAGCAACUGAAAGGUUCAGGCAUUAUGCUGGCCUGCCCUGUUACCUGGCAAGAUGCACUCAGGCUAGCCCCGUGUUCUGCGAGAACCACACAGGUGCAAAGAACCCCUUUAAAGGACCGACCCCUGCCCGCUCACGUUUUUACUCUUGUCUUAUUCUCCAUCUCAUCUCUUAGCUCUGCACAUGUCGGUUACCUCACCCCCUUUUCACUCCCUGUCUACCAAUAAACUCCACGUGGGAUC